This is a messenger RNA of Emys orbicularis (European pond turtle), 924 nucleotides long. Its product is annotated as vitelline membrane outer layer protein 1-like. The transcript is spliced from 3 exons. The coding region runs from base 1 to 924 and encodes 307 amino acids. NCBI's taxonomy places the organism in Eukaryota, Metazoa, Chordata, Testudines, Emydidae. The record is from RefSeq and is a predicted model, not a curated record.
AUGGACAGCUCCCUGCACGCCACGCUCGGCCUUGUGCUCGGCUGCUGCCUGUGGGGCGCAUGGGGCCAAACCAAGAUCCACGUUAGCAAUGGGGGGAUAUGGGGCACGUGGGGCGAGGAACAGUCCUGCCCCGGCAACAGCUUCACCGUUGGGUUCUCCCUGAAGGUGGAGCUGCCCCAGCUCGCCGGGGACGACACGGCGCUGAACGGGAUCCGGCUGCUCUGCUCUGACGGCAGCACCAUCCAGUCCAAUGUGGGGCCGUGGGGCUCGUGGGGUCUAGUGAAGAAAUGCCCCUCGGGGCAGCGGCUGACCCAGUUCCGGCUGCGGGUGGAGCCCUGCCGGGGCCUCAAGGACGACACGGCCGCCAACAACAUCGAGUUUGUCUGCACGGGCGGGGCGGAGCUGAGGGGGGACGGGCGGUGCUGGGGCAAGUGGGGCCCCCAGAGCCGCUCCUGCGGCCCGCGGGGCAUCUGCACCAUCGCCACCAAGGUGGAGGCCCCCCAGGGCAAAGGGGAUGACACGGCCCUGAACGACGUCUACUUCAGAUGCUGCAGGCCUGAAACCCUGACCCCCACCUCAAUGCAGCCCCCCACCUCCACAACCCAGACCCCCACCUCAACCCAGCCCCCCAUCACCUCAACGCAGCCCCCCACCUCCACAACCCAGGCCCCCACCUCAACCGAGCCCCCCACCUCCACAACCCAGCCCCCCAUCACCUCAACCCAGCCCUCCACUUCAACCGAGCCCCCCAUCACCUCAACCGAGCCCCCCAUCACCUCAACCCAGCCCUCCACCUCAACCGAGCCCCCCAUCACCUCAACGCAGCCCCCCAUCACCUCAACGCAGCCCCCCACCUCCACAACCCAGGCCCCCACCUCAACCGAGCCCCCCAUGUCAACCGAGCCCCCCAUCACCUCAACGUAG